CACAGAGUGCUUAAAGUAAGUCAAAGAUGCUCUGAGAGUCUGACUGUUCGGCUGUUAGAAAAGCGUUAAGCAGGAUAUAAGGAGGCUUCUCAACGUUCCUAUUUGGUCUUUGUUUCCACCAUGUAACCUACAUGUCAGUGUUCUCCUUGUAAUCCAAUUAGUCCAGCCUACUUUCCUCUCCUGCCGUCCUCUCUAAGUAAUACGAUUGUAACUUCUGAGCUGCAGUUAAAGUGCCCACGCUCGCUCUUAUACACACACAGGAGGAGCAAAAGGCGGGAAAGAAGCAAACCGACUCCAAUGGCUUGAGGAAGAGCAGAACCUGGAUUUAUUUAUUUUCCUUUGAGGAGUCGAGGAGCUUCAAGGUGAGGUAAAUAAUUGGACUGCAGCUGCCACAAAGAUUGAAGUCCUUUUAAAUUGGCCACCACCAAAACAAGGCGGCGUUAGAGACACACAUCAGGAGCAAUCGAUCGGCUUCAAAAAGGAACCAAACUGUUGUGAAAAACUUUUUCCAAAUGACAGAUUUCAGCUCUGACCUUCACCCUGAGUCUCCCUCUAAAUCCUGUUUUUUUACAGCUAAGUUGUGCUGCAGCUCAAUUUCAGACAUUUUUCUUCUUUGGUCGUGAAAGUUUCAGCUCGGACUUUUAGUCUCAGAUGGAUCUGGACGAGCUCAGAGUCACAUAAUCUCAUUUGUGGGGUUAUCACUGUGGAUUCUCAGCCUGCAGCGCCCGAUGGAGACAUAGAGGCUGGUGGACUCAGAUAAAGUGCUGAGCUGUGAGGCCUCAGCUUUAUAUCCUAUGUGUUUCUUUACUCACAGUAACAGAGCGUUGCUUCUUCAUCAUGGUGGACCUGUUCUUAGACCGAGUCCUGGUGAAGAACAAUUGGGACCAGGAUCAGCUCAACACGGAGCGGGAGAUCACGGGGAUCCUUGAAAACCGCAUCCUCGUGCUGUUCUUUGCGUGUGCUGAGUGCAAAAAGUGCCAGGACUUCCUGCCUGUUCUCAACAACUUUUUUAAGAGGCUGAAAGAUCCGGCGUUCAUCGAAUACCCUAAACUGCUGGCACUGAUCUACAUCAGCUUGGACCAAUCAGAGGAGCAGCAGGACAGAUUCCUGAAGGAGCUCAACAAGAGGAUUCUGUUUGUGGCCUUCGAGGACCCGUACAGAAAAGAGCUGCAGGCCAUGUUCAAGGUGACAGAUGUACCGACAGUUAUGGUCCUUCGUCCUGACGGCUCCGUCCUCUCUCCAAACGCUGUGCAGGACAUCUGUCGAUACGGUUCAGACUGCUUCAAGAACUGGCAGGAAUCGGCAGAGCUCAUCGAGAGGAGCUUCAUGCUCAACGAGGAGUGCGACAACCUGAAUCUGCGCAGCGCCACAGAUCCUGUGAGGAGGCUCAAAUACAAGACAGAAGACAAUAAGAGGAAGAAGAGGUGGUGGAAAGUGUGGGAGAGGGGGAAAGAAGGGUAUGAAGAGGAGGAGGAGGAGGAGGAGGAGGAGGGAGACCAUGGGAGAUGGAGGAGAAGAUAGAAGACAGACCUUCAUUGAAAUAUUUAAAUAUAUUUUAGGCCGAGCCUCCUGAGCCUCUUAUAUUCUUACAGGGUCACUGCAGCGUCUUUUGAAGAACACUCUCAAACGUUUCCUGUGGAUGAAUAAUCUAACGAGCACAGGUCUCAUCAAUGGUACGAUUAAUAACUUUAUUAUUUAUGUUUUUUAUUGAGUCCUCCUCUUAUGAUCUAUAUUUUAUUAUAAUAAAGAAACAUUUAAAUAGUCUCUCAAAAAUGUAUUUUAAAUGAUUAUACGUGAAUGUUUCUGAGGAGCAAAAGUCUUUUAAAGAUGGUCAUGUGGACGACACGUCACCGUCACCUUUAAAGGAGAUCUCUGAUCCUCACCGUCGCCUUUAAAGGAGGUCUCUGAUCCUCAUCGUCGCCUUUAAAGGAGAUCUCUGAUCCUCACUGUCACCUCGGAUGAGGUCAGUCUGGGACACCUGAUGAGCAGCGUUGACAGAUGUGUAGCUCAAAAUCCUCCUGAUUUAUCUGAUACUGGCUUCAGUCAAAUCCCUCCUUUCAUCCUAUCCCUGCUUCAUUUCAGCUGCUGUCUCUUUAAGGCCCGUCCCCCUCCCCCACAUGCCCACUCUCGUCUGAUUGACUGGGAGGGCGUGUCCUUUACAGAGCUGACAGGGCGGGCAUGUCCUUUACAGAUCUGACGGGGAGGGCGUGUCCUCUGACGGGGAGGGCGUGUC
This is a messenger RNA of Labrus mixtus (cuckoo wrasse), 2233 nucleotides long. RefSeq names its product nucleoredoxin-like protein 1. Gene Ontology annotation, biological process: photoreceptor cell maintenance. Bases 838 to 1521 code for a protein of 227 amino acids. NCBI's taxonomy places the organism in Eukaryota, Metazoa, Chordata, Actinopteri, Labriformes, Labridae. Gene Ontology annotation, cellular component: mitochondrion. The record is from RefSeq and is a predicted model, not a curated record. The transcript has 4 exons.